AAUUUAUAGAGGUUUUACUGUAUUUUGAUAUGAAAACCUGUCCACCAAUCGUAUAGUCUCUAACAAUUUUCCGAUUAAUUUUGUCUAUUCUUACGAAUAUAUAUGAUAUUAAAAACAAUUAUAAUCGUUAGCUUUCUAAUUAUGGACUAGGCUUCCUAUAAUUUUAUUGAAAAGAGAAAGAGUUGGUAACACCGAAACUACGGGGUGAGGUUGCACACAGAGAAUAAGAUCACUUUUUACAAAAUGAAAAGACAAAAACAGUCCAUAUUCCCCGAACAAAUCGUCAGCUGUGUUUGUUGGCUGAGGAACGCGUAAUUUACAAGCUGAUAAAGAGAGAUUCGUUACAUAACAAACAUUUCCAACAACACCAUUACUCCAUUACAUAACCGGUCCGACCGGAUCACGUCACCCACCCCCGACAUUCGGGUCGGAUCCUAUCCAACCCAUUUAACCGAACACCUUUUGUGACGUGUCAACUCACUAUACCCCUAUUAGCAUUUCUGAACUCAAGUCUUCUUCACGCACGAACCCCUCAUUUUAUGUCAAUCUUUGAUAUCUCACCCCUUACAUUAAUUUUUUUUCAGUCAGCCCCACAAUCAUUAAUGUUAUAUUGACUGACCAAGUAAUCAAUUAAUCCAUGUCCUUUUACCAAAGGACAUGACAUGAGUUGGAAAUUUAUAAUUUUCAAUAAAAACUAUAUAUUAUAUGCUCAAGAGGUAAACCAAUUGUAUUUCAUAUGCUCUUAUAUACCUUAUAGCCAUCUUUAUUUUUACUUAAAAAUCAUAUCAAUUAUACAUUUAACGUUUUUACUAAAACAAUAGUGAGUUUAAAGUUAAAGAAAAGUAUCAUAAUUUUUAAUGAAAAUUUACAUAUUAUUAAUAUAGAUUUGAUUAUUAUUCUCUAUGAUUUUUAUUAUGCCAAUAGUAUAAAGGGGGUUAUUGUAUAGAAAGGGAAGAAAAUGGUCAUAUUUAUAAGCAAAUAAUAAUGUCGGAUAAAAACUGAAAACAUUUUGGUAUAUAAACAUAUCAUCUUCUCGUACACACCACAAUUCUUUUGUUUUAUUAUAUACUCUUUUUUUUUUUUUGGUGUCACGAAAACGAACGAAUCAGUGUCGGCUCUUGGGUUCCGAACAAAAACAACAUUGUACGUCGGAUCCAAAAAACGCGCGUUAUAUAAACGCUUAAUUUCUCCAGGAUUCUUCUUCUGCUUCCGCCAUUGCUCGAAAAUCGCGUCUUCUGACAAUGUGCUGAAACUGAGUCAUCGUCCGAGUUAGCAAAGUGAAACUUCGAAGUUUCUCUUACACUAAUCUCAGGUUUGGGAUUUUGUAAGAAACCGCGUUUACAAGUAAGUGCGUUUGCGUCUGAAACUUUCUUUCCAAGAAAGAUUUAUUCUUUUCCCAGUUUGCAAAAGCAAAACUGAUCCUUUCUCGUUAAUUCCUUCUACGUAGAAGGAAAGAUUUCGGAUUUUAUUUGCAUUGCUUUUUCUAGAAAAACAUCUUUCUGACAACAUCGAAUGCAAAUAUUAAAAUUUUCCUCUCUGUAAAAAAUUUCUGGGAAAAAGUUUUCUCUUUUUGUUUUUUGUUAGCUGGAAAUUGAAAUCGCAGUCGCAGAAUGUUCAAGUUGAAGCAAUGGUUGAUUUAUUUGGUGUGUUCGUUAGUAAUAAUGAACACAGAAGGACUGUUUGUCAAUAUUACAUUUGUUCGAAACGCAGUCGCUAAAGGGGCCGUUUGUUUAGAUGGAAGUCCACCAGCUUAUCAUUUGGAUAGAGGUUCUGGAACUGGAAUCAAUAGUUGGUUGAUACAGCUUGAGGGAGGAGGAUGGUGCAAUAAUGUAACAAAUUGCGUUAGUCGGAUGCAUACUCGAUUAGGUUCAUCGAAGAAAAUGGUGGAGAACCUUGCUUUCUCAGCUAUUCUUAGCAAUAAGAAACAAUAUAAUCCUGAUUUUUACAAUUGGAAUAGAGUGAAAGUUAGAUACUGUGACGGGGCAUCAUUCACAGGAGAUGUAGAAGCAGUGAACCCUGCUACUAAUCUUCACUUCAGAGGUGCUCGAGUUUGGUUAGCCGUUAUGCAAGAGCUGCUAGCUAAAGGCAUGAUAAACGCCGAGAAUGCUGUUUUGUCUGGCUGUUCUGCUGGCGGGUUAGCUUCGCUGAUGCAUUGUGAUAGUUUCCGUGCUCUAUUACCGAUGGGAACCAAAGUAAAAUGUCUUUCAGAUGCUGGUUUUUUUCUCAACACAAGAGACGUCUCAGGAGUUCAAUACAUUAAAACAUACUUCGAAGAUGUUGUUACUCUUCAUGGAUCAGCAAAGAACUUGCCGAGGUCAUGCACAUCAAGAUUAACUCCUGCAAUGUGUUUCUUUCCGCAAUAUGUGGCUCGCCAGAUUAGAACUCCUCUGUUCAUUCUUAAUGCCGCUUAUGACUCUUGGCAGAUAAAGAACAUUUUGGCUCCGCGAGCAGCUGAUCCUUACGGAAAAUGGCAAAGUUGUCAACUAGACAUCAAGAAUUGCCAUCCAAGUCAGAUCAAAGUUAUGCAAGAUUUCAGGUUAGAGUUCUUGAGUGCAGUGAUAGGUUUAGGGAGAUCUUCAUCAAGAGGGAUGUUCAUAGAUUCUUGCUACACUCACUGCCAAACCGAGACACAAACUUCAUGGUUCUGGCAAGAUUCUCCAAUUCUAAACCGAACGACAAUAGCAAAAGCUGUUGGAGAUUGGGUUUAUGACAGAACAUUGUUUCAGAAGAUAGAUUGUCCUUACCCUUGUAACCCUACUUGCCACCACAGGGUUUUCACUCCUCUAGAUGCUCCUCCAAUUUAAGUGAUUCUACCAUAUACAGUAUAGAUUUAUUAUUAUUUUGAAAAGAAAAUUUGCUUAUAAAUGAUUCAUUUGUUAGAUACAUAUAGUGAAAUAUUCCUAGGGUUUAGCUAUAGAAGAUGAAAAAGAAAAAGAGUGUGAUUAAUUCUUGAGUGUUGAGAAUAAGCAAUAGGAGUAAUUUUCUUCAGCACUUGUCUUGUGUGCUGUUUAAAUUGCUCUGUUUCUCUUCUAUUCUGAUGUAAAAUGCAAAUUGUUACCUUUAUCCUAUCAAAUAAAGUAUAAUUCUUUUCUCAGUUGUAUCAAUCUUUUUCAUUCUGAAUUAGUGAAUUCAUUAUUUUGUG
Messenger RNA from Arabidopsis thaliana (thale cress), 3142 nucleotides. Its product is annotated as Pectinacetylesterase family protein. The transcript has 13 exons. The coding region runs from base 1611 to 2804 and encodes 397 amino acids. The record is from RefSeq and is marked reviewed. Gene Ontology annotation, molecular function: hydrolase activity. Lineage: Eukaryota; Viridiplantae; Streptophyta; Magnoliopsida; Brassicales; Brassicaceae.